GUUUAUGUUGUCCAGAGUCUGCGUCGCUCAGCGUUUCAAGUUCAGAAUUUCGGAGUUAUAGCGCCAAGAAAAAAUCUUAGGAAAUUAUGUAAAACCUACAAAAAUAUCAAUGAAAUAUCUAUGAAAAUUUCAAAGAUUUGACAGUUUGCAUUAACUGUUUGUGCCAGAUUUGGAGUUUCGAGUGUGUUUACCUAGUGUCACCGCGAAAAUGUCUAACGAAGUGCGUUGCCAAGUGCGGCCCAGCCUAGAACUGGCCAAGGAGGCUCGUUGUUAUUAACCCAACAGAUACGAGAUACAAGAUACAAAACAUAAACACGUAUCUACUGCUGCUGCUGCUGUUGCAACUGUGAACAAGUUAAAGUGAGUGAGUGAGUGAGUGUGUCGCCAUCGUACAUCGUUCAGCAAAUUACAACAAUCGAGCAACAAGCCACAAGAUGCAGUUUUGGAUAUCGCUGACAUUUGCUCUCCUCUCGGCUGCCUCCCUCUGCCUAGGAAUGGCUGCAGUCACGGCUCCAAUUCCUGCUCCACCUGCAGCUACCUCUCCCACUCCCCCUGCCGUGCAAAAGUUCCGGGUUACGCCCCAUGAUCUACAAAUUCUCGAAGGCACCGAUACCCUCCUCCGCUGCGAGGUGUCCUCGCGCGCCGGCAAAGUCCAGUGGACCAAGGAUGGCUUUGCGCUGGGCUUCUCGGCAGUGAUUCCUGGCUUUCCACGCUAUUCGGUCCUGGUGGAUGCCAAGCAGAAUGCAUACAAUCUGCAGAUCAAGAAUGCCACGCUCGAGGAUGAUGCAGAGUAUCAGUGCCAGGUGGGUCCGGCGGCAGGGAAUCCGGCCAUAAGGGCAAAUGCCAAGCUGAGCAUUGUGGCGGCACCCAGUAGCAUCGUCAUUGAGGGUUAUUCGAGGAAUGCCCGGGUGGAGGUGGAGGAGCGACAGAACCUAACGCUGCACUGCAUUGCCGAGAAUGCCAAUCCGGCGGCGGAGAUCGUGUGGUUUCAGGGCGAUGUGCCAGUACAGAAAGCACCCAUUGUCUCUGUGAAUCAAACUGCCCCGAAGCGCUUUACCACCAGUUCCACCCUCCACCUGCAACCCACCUCCGAGGACGAUUACAAGGAGUUCUCCUGCGAGGCCCGUCACAAGGCCCUGCCCCCCGAUGUACCCAUGCGCGCCCAGGUGCAGCUCUCUGUGCUGUAUCCUCCAGGACAGCCGUUCUUUGAGGGUUAUAGCCAAAGCGAGAGCCUUAAUCGUGGCCAGGAUGUGCAAAUCGCCUGUCGCAGCCGUGGCGGGAAUCCCCCAGCCCAGCUGACUUGGUACCGGAAUGGCGUGGCUGUCAGUUCCCCGCAACGCACCUCAGGACGCCUGUCGGAAAACGUGUACAAGUUCACCGCCGCUGCCGAGGACAAUGGAGCCAAUUUGGUGUGCGAGGCCAAAAAUCUGCUGGCGCCCACGCCCCUGCGAGCCGAACUCAAUCUGACGGUGUUGUAUGCCCCCAAGGACGUCUAUCUCAGUGGCGCUAGUCAAGCCAAGGUCGGCGAUUCUGUGCAAAUGAGCUGUGUUACGGCCCCCUCGAAUCCUCCUGCCCGCAUCAGUUGGUCCCUGAAUGGUCGUCCCUUGGCCAAUAGCACCUACAAGACCACCAGCAGCUCUGAUGGCGGCUGGGUCAGCAGCUCCAACAUCAGCCUGAACAUUGAUUCCCAGAGCAGGACCUUCAUAGCUGUUUGCCAUGCCCUCAACACGGAGCUCACGCAGAAUGUGGUGGGCUCCCACACGGUUAAUGUUUUGUAUCCCCCUUCGCCACCCUUGCUUACUGGCUACAAUGAUGGCGAUAUCCUCAUUUCCGGUUCCAUACUGAAACUCCAAUGCAGCUCUGCUGGUGGAAAUCCUCCUCCUACCCUCCAGUGGUACAAGAACGACAAGAGACUGAAUGCUCCCUCCAAACUGGUGGACAGUAAAAUCACUUCCGAGCUGUCCCUACUGCUCAAUGCCUCCGAUAACAAUGCCAUUUACAAGUGUGAAGUUCAGAAUGCAGCUAUAGAUAUUCCUUUGUUUGCCACCAAGACCUUGGGUGUUCAUUUCCCCCCAGAAACUGUCAAGAUCAGUGUGGUGCCCAAGAACCUAGUGCCCGGCAUUAGAGCCAAGUUAGUCUGCGAUUCCAGUUCCAGUAAUCCUCCAGCCAAGAUCAGUUGGUGGAAAGAUGGCAUACCCGUCGAGGGUCUUAACCUGGCCAAUCGUCCUGGUCUCUGGGGUGGUUCAGUGUCCACCCUGGAGAUGUAUGUGAAUAUAACCCAGGAUCUAGAUGGCAUUAUCUACACCUGUCAAAGCCACAACGAGGUGUUGCAGCGCAGCGUUCACGAGACCAUCAGCUUGGACAUACUUUAUCCCCCCAAGUUCGAUAUGGCGCAGACCACCACCUUUGUGGGCGUUGAGGGGGCGCCGUUCCAUGUGGAGCUGCUGGCCAGCGGAAAUCCCAUGGCCAUUAGCUAUACCUGGACCAAGGACGGCCUGCCCAUUAGCAGCAAUAGUCUGAGCGGUCAGCGAUUGAUCUCCGAUGGACCGCGUCUCAACAUCAGUCGUCUCAGUCGCAACGAUGCGGGUGUCUACAUUUGUGAGGCGCUGAAUAGCCAGGGCACUGCUCUGCUGGAGGUCCAGGUGGCCGUGGAAUAUGCCCCUACUAUAACGUCUGUCAGUGAGGGUCGUAGCUUUGUGGCUGGUGAACCGGCUGUCUUGGCUUGCCACAUCCAGGCUCGUCCUCUGGAGGCGGCCCAUGUCCGUUGGUCUAGAGAUGGCUAUGACUUGGCCUCACGCACCAUUUCCAGCUUUGAGAAUGGCACUGCCUUGCUGCAGAUAGCCAGCGUGGAGCGCAGUGAUAUAGGCAACUUCACCUGCAUUGUGGACAACCAGAGAGGAGCUCCAGCGGCCCAGAAUGUGCUGCUAGUGGUGCAAACUGCCCCUGAAAUCGAUCACUCCCCUAACUUCACCCGCUAUGCCGCUCGCCUGGGCGUUCGGGCUCAGCUCAUCUGCCGGGCUCUGGCCGCCCCUCAGCCCAGCUUCAUCUGGCGGCGCAAUGGCAAGGAUCUCAAGAUGCAGCGACGCCAGAAGUUUAAGAGCGUGGAACGCCAAGUAGAUCCCUUGAACUACGAGUCCGCUUUGCUGAUAGAGAACACCUCGGGGGAUGACUAUGGGCAGUACGAGUGCGUAGUUCGAAAUACUCUGGGACAGGCUAGCACCACGCUGGAGUUCAGCAAACCCACCCGACCGGAUACUCCUCUUCAGCUGAGAGUGGGAAAUGUAAGUGACACGGGUGUGGAGCUUAACUGGAGUCCAGGAUUCGAUGGAGGAAUGCAGACCUAUUUCCGGCUGCGACUGAAGCAGCAGGGAGAGGAGAAGUACAAGUAUGUGGAUGCUAAGCCGGGUUUCCUGAACAUAUCCCUGGAUGGUCUCAAGCCAGGAGCCACCUACUACUUCUCCGUGAUGGCAGCCAACGAGGCGGGAGGCAGCAAGUUCAUGCCCGACAUCAAGUUGACCCUCAGCAAGGGCUCCCAGCCCCAUUCGGCGGAGUACACCGAAAAGGAUGAGCUGCCCAAUGUGAUGAUCAUUGGCAUCACCUCGGCUGCCAUGGUUCUCCUAGUGCUGAAUGCCGCCCUGGUGGCCUGGUUUGUUAUCCGUCGCCAGAACAAGUCCCAGAGCGAGGCGGAGCCCAGCAACGAUGAUGUCUACUCCAAGGACGACAACCAGUCGGUCUACAAGCUGCCCAUCACUGCUUUGCAGGCGGAUGUCCAGAAGAAGGCAGCCGCCUCCACCUACCUCGUGGAGAACGUGGACAUAAUCCAGUCGACGGCAUAUCCGCCCAAGUACCAGGAGAGCUCCAUGUGCACCCCGCCCUAUCCGCUCUGCAAUCCGGACUUCACCCGGACAUUGCCCAACCCGAAGAGGCACAGUCAGCGGAACAGUGUCACGGGUAUGAUCGAUGGCAUGCCCAUGCGUUCCAAGGACGAUCACAUGCUGAUCUCCAAUGGCCUGUACAUCCCAUCGCCCUCGCCCGCCUCCUCGCUGGUGAUCAAGGGUAGCUACAUAUCGUCGCCAUCGCCAGCGCCGCCAGCCGAUGGAUCGUACUUCAAUAUGAGCGAUAAAUACAUGUCCUAUCCGCCAGUGACCUACUAAGCACCGUGCUGAGCGUGAAUGACAGCCACAGACAGCCCAACCCAGCCGAAUCUCCAGCUAGACUGAUUGACAUCACAUCAUUCAUAAUCACCGGCAAAAGAAGCAAAAAGAAGAUAUACUAUAUAUGGAGAGAAGCGGAAAUGGAAUAACGACGAAGCACUUAAUCGAUAGACGCGACUGUGGUGUUCGUGUCGUGUCUCUUUGGGCUGCUGCGGGUUUUAUUGAAUUUUUUAUUUUCUUAUUUCUAUUUUACGUUUGUAAUUAUUACUAUAUGACGUUGAUUAUUACGGAGCGCAAAUGGAGAAACCAUGUUGAGUGUGUUUUGAGAAAAGACAUUUGCAUGCGGCGCUCGAAGGCUGUGAUAAGUACCUGUGCCCGAAGCACGCAAGCCACACGUUGGCCACAAACCAAACGAUCAACCGGGGAGACCCCCGGGAUAUGGGAUAUUUUUAUUUGGUUUGGAGCCCACGGGGCAGGUGCGCAACCCAAAAUGCUCUACGAUAAAUGCUUGCCGCCCUUGCAACCCAGCUCCACCCACAAGCAGCAGCAUUUGUAGAAGCCACAAAAAAAUAUUAAAAAAAGAAAACAUAAAAGAAAAUAAACAACAACAAAAGAACUCUCAAAAUAUUAAUUCGUAGUAAGAACCAUCGAUAUUAAGUAGUAGGAAUUACGCAUUUUAGCAUCUAGCCUAAAUAUUACGAGUCUGGCGAGUCGUGACUCAUUCUCAUUAGCAGUUGUUCAAGUUUAAGCUAUAGGACAUACCCCGAUAUUUAUCAGCAUAAACAUAUUUAAAUAUAUAUACAUACACACAGAGCAGGCCCGAAAAGAGUAAACGAUUGUCAACGAAAAAAACGAUAGGAAAUCGAUAAUGAAAUCGAAAUCACCAAAACCGAAAAAACAGACUAAUUUUAAGCCAAGACUUGAGACAUCAAAUAAUAUUCGAUAUAUAGGUACAUACAUCUUUUUAUCAUGCAUGACAAUAAUUAUAUACAUGGUAAACAAGUUGAUGCAUGCACGCGCGAGCGCCAAAAAUUAUGCUAAAGAACUCUUAUACAUACAGAUUCCAUAAAAAUGUUAAUUAUAAAUUAGACUUUGACAGCAUUUGCAUUUAAAUUGAAGAGAGGAAAAACAAACAA
This is a messenger RNA of Drosophila kikkawai, 5290 nucleotides long. RefSeq names its product hibris (gene hbs). The record is from RefSeq and is a predicted model, not a curated record. Lineage: Eukaryota; Metazoa; Arthropoda; Insecta; Diptera; Drosophilidae. Gene Ontology annotation, cellular component: cell-cell junction; plasma membrane. Gene Ontology annotation, biological process: cell-cell adhesion. Gene Ontology annotation, molecular function: cell adhesion molecule binding.